This is a messenger RNA of Psammomys obesus (fat sand rat), 1914 nucleotides long. RefSeq names its product XIAP associated factor 1 (gene Xaf1). The record is from RefSeq and is a predicted model, not a curated record. Bases 202 to 720 code for a protein of 172 amino acids. Gene Ontology annotation, biological process: apoptotic process. The transcript is spliced from 4 exons. NCBI's taxonomy places the organism in Eukaryota, Metazoa, Chordata, Mammalia, Rodentia, Muridae.
AUGAGAGACAUGGCAGGGGACCAGCUCAUGCUGCAGAAUGGCCUUCUGGGAGUGUGCAGCUGUAGGGACCUGGCAACCUCCCUGAGCUGAGAAUUCUCCAAGGCCCCUCCUCCCAGCUGCUCUCAGUUUCAGUUUUGUUUUCUUGUGUGAAAAAAGAAGAAAAAAAACGAAAGUCUACAGAAAUACUCCAAGGAGCAGACCAUGGAGGCUGACUUCCAGGUGUGCAGGAACUGCAAAAGAAACGUGCCCUCUCUCCACUUCACCCUCCACGAGGCCCACUGCCUGCACUUCCUGGCCCUUUGCCCAGAAUGUGAGGAGCCCAUCUUACAGUCAAAGAUGAAGGAGCAUGUAGAAGCUGUGCACCAGCAGAAUAUGCAGAAACAGUCCUUGAUAUACCUUCGGAACGGAAAGCCAAUAAUCCUUCCUUCAUCCCUUGCAAUUAUGGAGACUGAAAAGCAAACAUCCACAUUGAGGAAAGAUGUUCGUCCAAAGACAAAAAUUAGAAGCAGUUCAAGAAAGCAAAAGACAAAGGAUCAAAGUGACACAGCAGAUCUGCCUUUGAUGUCUGUGCUCCAGCAGGGGGCUGCUCUUCCUGCAAGAGAUGAGGAUGCCUAUGACAUCCUUCGAAGGUGUUGUCAGUGUGGAAUCUUACUUCCCUUGCCCAUUCUAAAUGAACACCAGGAGAAGUGCCUGAUGUUAGCUCAUCAGAAGAAAACCUAAUGAGGAGGGUCAUCUGGCUCCAGAGGAAAAGGACCCUAGGAAAAAGAGCAGUUCACACUGGCUUCCUUGCUUCUUUUCAUGAUGGUUACAACUUUUCUUUACCAAUCUCUGUAACUGAUUUUUUUCCUUUAAUUUUUGACAGUUUCAUGCAUGCUUACAAUGCAUCAUAAUCAUACUUAUUCCCAUUGCCUUCUCUCACCCUCAUUCUAUUCCUGUGAACCCCCUUCUUCCCAACAGUUCCCUGCUUUCACACCUUGAUCCAUGUGGGCCAGUGCUUGGCUGAGUAUACACACCCGCUAGCACACACAUGCAUUUGCAGGUCUUGUGCAAGGAACCACAGCUGAGGAGUGCUCACGUAUACAACAGCCAUGGCCAUGCUAAAUCCAGAAGAGCAUUUCAUAGCACUUUAUCUGAAGCCCUACUCCUUUGGCUCUCACAGCCUUUCUGCCUUCCACAAUGUCCCCUGGGCCUUAGAGGGGGAUGAUGUGUCUCUCAUUCUAGCUCAGGGCAGGAUACUCAACUGUCACUUACUCUCAGCGCUUUGGGGUGGUCUUUAUUUAGGAAAAGAGACAGCAUUAAUCUUUGGGCUUCAAAAGAUGACUUUUCUUUCUUCUGAGCAAGACUCUGUAGGCUCAGGAGCUACAUACAGACUUUCCACUCUUCCACUGCACUCCUGACUAAGCACUUAGGCUCAAUGGCUGUGUUGCCCAAGAGACCCCACUUUAUCCUGACGAAGUUUCUUCUUGUCCUCUUUCUUUGCCUUCCUCAUUGGUUUUCGGGGCAAGGCAUAUUAGAAGUGUGGGGCCUAUAGAGGAAAGGAAGGACUCAUUGUUAGAAUGUCAGUGGUUGUGGGAAGUUAGCAUGUUGCAGGUCCAGCACGACUAUCUUGAGCUAUCUUAGCCCCUUAAAUAGCUGAUUAUUGUCCCCACCUGUGUGUGACCUAACAUCCUGUGACUCUUGGGUAAAGCUUUUGGAACAUAUCCCAAAUGCUAAGGAAGAUCACCUGCUUUGCUGUAGCCGGCCUACCUGAUGUAUCACCAGCAUUUGUAAAGGGACUUUCUUGUUGUUACUAUAAAAACUUCACAGAAUGUAUUUGUCGGAACACAGUUAUUUGCAACCAACUGAGUCUGCAUUUCUGGGCUGUGAUCACACAUACUUGGCUCUACAAUAAACUAUUUCUUCGUUUUCUUUGAA